AUGAAACCCGCCAUCUCAACCACCCUCCUCCUCUCAUUCCUCCUCACAACCAACCCCCCAACAGCCCACGCCAUCCCCACCCAAAUCCAACCCCAAACUUCCCAAAUAGCAGACAAACACACCUCAUCAGCGUGGCAGCUCUCCCUGUACCAGAACACCCACUGCACCGGCGAAACAACCUUCUACUCCGGUAACGGGACACACCCUUGCGCCUCAUCUAUCCUCAACGGUGGUGCCCUGGCUUACAUCUCUACUGUGAGGAGCGCCUCUAAAUGCAAGGUGACGCUCUUUGGUGAUGAGGGCUGCUCCCGUGCCGAGACUGUGGGGGUUAUCGUGGCUGGUGGGGAGGGGGGUAAGGAGGGGGAGUGUGAGGUGCUUGACGCGGUGGGGGGUGGGACGGAGAUUAGGAGUUUGAGGGUUGUUUGUUGA
This is a messenger RNA of Aspergillus candidus, 429 nucleotides long. RefSeq lists its product as uncharacterized. Lineage: Eukaryota; Fungi; Ascomycota; Eurotiomycetes; Eurotiales; Aspergillaceae. The record is from RefSeq and is a predicted model, not a curated record. The transcript has a single exon. Bases 1 to 429 code for a protein of 142 amino acids.